UGCAGCCUGAACCCAUCGAAAUUGACGUAGUCCGGACCGAAACCCUGAACCCUACCGCCCCCACGUCGCCGGCAACCGCGACCGAGCAGCCACCGCCGCGACGAUGGCUCUCCUCCUCAAGCGCAACCACCACCUCUCCACCACUUCCCGCCUCCUUCUCCGCCGCCUAUGCGCCACCGACCCCACCACAGAGCCGGCGCCCGACUCGCCGCCGCCACCGGCUCCCGACUCGCCACCGCCCAUGACUCCCGCGGAAGCCAAGCUCCUGGACUCGCUCCACGCGGCGAUCCUCGACCACAGCCGCGCCCACCCUUCGACCGCGCUCCCCGCCUCGCCGCCAUUCGAGCCCCUCCCCGCGCUCUCCUCCACCCUCGCCGGCCUCCUCCCUUCCCCGCCCGCGCCGCACCUCGCGCUCCAGCUCCUCGGCCGCCUCCUCGCGCUCCGCCGCGGCGUCCCGUUCCCGGAGGCCCUCACGUUCUUCCACCACGUCCUCCCGUCGCUCCCCGCGGACUCGCUCCCCGCGCUCUACGCCGCUAUGAUCGACCUGCUCGCGAAGCACCACCACUUCCCGCUCGCUCGGCACCUGCUCGACGAAAUGCGCGAGCGCUCCAUCCCCGUCUCGUCGCAGGUCAUCCUCGCCAUAAUCCGCCGCUACGUCCGGGCGGGGAUGUCUGCCGAGGCCUCCGAGCUGUUCCGUCGCAUGGAGGAGUAUGGCGCCGGGGUCCCCGACCCUGCGGUGCUCGCGUCUCUCCUUGGCGCACUGUCCAAGAAGCGCCUCGCCAGUGAGGCCCAGGCCCUGUUCGACAGCUACAAGUCGGUAUUUCCUCCUGAUGUAGUGCUCUACACGACCCUGGUGCAUGCCUGGUGUCGGGCCGGGUGUCUCGACAAGGCAGAGCAGGUGUUCGCUGAGAUGCAGCAGGCGGGGAUCAUGCCGAACGUGUACACCUACACUUCUGUGAUUGAUGCCAUGUACCGCGCGGGGCAGGUGCCCCGUGCGCAGGAGCUCCUCUGCCAGAUGAUUGACACCGGGUGUCCGCCAAACACUGCGACCUUCAACGCCAUCAUGCGGGCUCAUGUCAAGGCCGGGCGUUCUGAGCAGGUGCUGCAGGUGCACAACCAGAUGCGGCAGCUUGGUUGUGAUCCGGACAUUAUCACAUACAAUUUCUUGAUGGAGACACAUUGCGGGAAGGGGCAGAGCAACCUUGACGCAGCGAUGAAAGUGCUCGCCAAGAUGAUUGCCAAGGGGUGUAUUCCUGACUGCCACACGUUCAAUCCCAUGUUGAAGCUGGUCCUGGGGACCGGCAAUGUAGAAGCUGCACGGAAGCUGUACGAACGGAUGCAGGAGCUGCAGUGCAAGCCGAAUGUGGUGACUUAUAAUUUGCUUAUGAAGUUGUUCAAUAAGGAGAAGUCGAUGGACAUGGUGCUGAGGAUAAAGAAGGACAUGGAUGCACAAGGUGUGGAGCCAAAUGUGAACACCUAUGGAGCUCUAAUCGAGUCAUUCUGUGGGAGGGGAAACUGGAGGCGCGCUCAUGCGACGCUGAGGGAAAUGGUCGAGGAGAAAUCCCUGAAACCCACGAAACCAGUGUAUGAUAUGGUGCUGAUGCUGCUGAGGAAGGCCGGACAGCUCAGGAAGCAUGAAGAGCUUGUGGAAUCAAUGGCUGACCGGGGCUUCAUCAAGCGCCCAUCAGAGGAUGCCUUGUGGAAGGCAGUAGCUGCUUCCUAAACAUUUUUUCCCAUAUGAUCCAAAAGGACCGGGAAGUUCCAGCUAUCAGCAUGAUAAUGGAACGACGUAGUACCAGCAUCCAGUACGGAAACAAAGAGAAUAUGAGGUUCUGCUGCCGCCCAAUGCUAGCAGCAGCUAAGGAGCUAGAAGGUUCGAGUAAACAUAAAUGACAGCAUAAAUUUGUAGAACAGCACUGAGUGCUGUGCAUAGAUGGCCAGGCACAUCAGGCAAACAACGUUGAUCAGGCACAUCAACUUCACCAGCAGCUACAGGCACCAUGUUUUCUGCUUGCUUCCUUAAGUUAUUAUUGUUGUGCAAUCUUAUAAGAGUGGUAUUUUUUUUCUUUCAAAUCUGGUGUGUUGUAUCCUAGUAUAGAGUAAUAAUGUUUCCCUAGUAAUACUGAUAGAAAUUGACGUUUCGAAUUCCUACACUACAAAAUUUGAAAUAUUUCUUGUCUUCAA
Molecule: messenger RNA, 2184 nt
Organism: Aegilops tauschii subsp. strangulata
Lineage: Eukaryota; Viridiplantae; Streptophyta; Magnoliopsida; Poales; Poaceae
Molecular function (GO): protein binding
Source: RefSeq, a predicted model, not a curated record